CCUGAUUGAUUAUCUGCAUUGGCUUCUUAGAGGCAGACAUAGCAAGCAAGGAAACAAUGAUUGACCUCUCCGAAAACCCCUUGCAACUCCCUGUCUUGAAUGUAUCCAAAUGCCCGCUGGAUUCGUCCUCUCUCUCCUCCCUUGCUGCAGCCUGCAAAGAAUGGGGUUUCUUCCAGAUCAUUAACCAUGGAAUCUCCAAGGAUCUCUACACCAAAAUCUACUCCCUAUCCAACAAGAUUUUCUCCCUCCCUCCCGAGUCAAAGCUUAGAUUAGGACCUUCAUCAUUAACCAAAGCAUACACACCUCAUUUCAUCGCGUCCCCUUUCUUCGAGAGCCUUCGAGUCGCCGGCCCAGACUUUGCUGCCUCAGCUCGAUCAUCUGCCAAUGCCCUCUUCGAACACAAUAUUAAUGAUUCUCAUGACUUCAGUGAAAUAGUGGAAGAAUACGGGACAAAAGUGACCGAAUUAUCCAAGGCAAUCCUCAAGCUAGUGCUGAGGGCUCUGGGAGAAGGAUUCGAGACAAAGUACUACGAAUCCGAAUUCAGCAACUGCCAUGGAUACUUGAGGAUAAACAACUACACCCCUCCGGACAACCUAGAACAAUGCAAUGCAGAAACGGAGGGGCUCGGAAUGCACACGGACAUGAGCUGUCUGACGAUAGUGUACCAGGACGAAAUCGGGGGGUUGCAGGUGAGAUCCAAGGAGGGGAAAUGGAUGAACAUCCUUCCCCGCGAAGGAACCCUUGUAGUGAACAUCGGCGACAUGCUGCAGGCGUGGAGCAACGAACGGCUGAGAUCAUCGGAGCAUCGGGUGGUGCUGAGGACGACGAAGAUCAACCGGCUGUCCUUAGCCUUCUUCUGGUGCUUUGAGGAUGAGAAAGUGGUGGCAACGCCCGAGGAAGUGGUGGGACAGGAAGGAAGAAAGGCUUACAGGCCAUUUGUUUGCCGGGAAUAUCUUAAGUUUAGGGAAAGCAAUGAGAAGGGUAAGUUUGAGAAAGUUGGGUUUACAGUUAAGGAUUUUGCAGGGGCUGUCGAAUUCGAAGAUCAUCAUCAUCGGCAAUUGUUGAAGUGAUCAGAAGAUCCUCAUCAGUUGGCAGUUAGUUGUUGGUUCUUAUCUUGCCUAUGAUCAUUGAUUUAAUUCUGUCGGAACCUUAACUUCCUCUAGGGUUUGGCUGGCUGGCUGGCUGGCUGUAAUAAGCCUACAUGAUCUCGAAAUCCUAAGAUAGGGGUUCGGAAAAAGUUGCAUUUGGCGUUUAGUGAAUUUGUCUUGACAUGAAUGUAUUUAAUAUUAUUAAUUUGAAUUGGGUUGGGUUAGGUUGGUUGUGUGUGUGUGGAAUUAUGGGAACGAGGGGGUGUGGUUUGACCUCUAAGGACAGUUGGAAUUCCACUCCCAACUUGCAAGAAAAAAAUAUAUAUGUAUAUAUAUAUAUAUUUGUGAAAUUUAGUAUAGUAAUUAGAAUGGGUGGGCGGGCGGUUUUGUAUUGUCGUGUAAA
Molecule: messenger RNA, 1491 nt
Organism: Andrographis paniculata
Lineage: Eukaryota; Viridiplantae; Streptophyta; Magnoliopsida; Lamiales; Acanthaceae
Product: gibberellin 20-oxidase-like protein
Exons: 2
Coding region: 57-1070 (337 amino acids)
Molecular function (GO): dioxygenase activity
Source: RefSeq, a predicted model, not a curated record